CCUUUCGCCUCGCGGCCGACGCGCUUUAAUUAAAACGCGCCCGAGCUUCUGUUGGGCUGCCUGUCAUCGCCUUUUAAAAAAUCCUUCCCGCUCCUGAGCAUGCGUCAAAAUGGAGCUCGUUGCACCUCCCUUCUCCGGCCGGCGCGUGACGUCAGAUGCGUGUUAGGCCCUGAAAUUUUUUUCCCGCCUGAACUCGCGCAGUUCAUAGACGGAGAGGGCCGUGGGAGAAUGUGCGCAUGCGCCUGGAAGGGAAGAGGAACAAAGUUAGAACAAGAUUAAGACAAACAUGUCAAUCAUCACAAUACAGCUUGGACAGUGCGGUAACCAGGUUGGCCGUGAGGUAUUCCAGGCAAUCUCCACAGAUCUCCACAGCACUCAUGGACUGUGUUCCAGAAAGGAAAACGAUGCCUAUCAGACAGCCUCCAAAGAGCGCUUUUUCAAUGAGGAGAAAACAGGAGUUCUAGUUGCUCGGGCAGUUCUUGUUGACAUGGAACCAAAAGUGAUUGGACAGACUUUAUCAGUGGCCUUGAAAUCUGGCAGCUGGAAAUAUGACCAUCAAUCACACUUCUGUCAAAAGCAAGGUUCAGGAAACAACUGGGCAAAUGGUUAUUGCAUUCACGGGCCCAAACACAAAGAAGCAAUCAUGGAUCUGGUACAGAAGGAGGCAGAGAAAUGUGACCGGCUGAGUGGAUUUCUGACGCUCUUGAGCAUGGCUGGUGGGACAGGGUCGGGCCUGGGAGCCUUUGUGACCAGAAGCUUAAGGGACGCUUACCCAACUUCGUUUCUGCUGAACCAUGUCGUCUGGCCCUACAGCCUGGGGGAGGUUAUCGUUCAAAACUACAACUCCGUCCUGACCCUCUCGCACCUGUACCAGACCUCAGAUGCACUCCUUGUUCACGAGAACGACGCCAUCCACAAGAUCUGUGCGCAGCUCAUGAACAUCAAGCAGAUCUCUUUCCAGGAUGUUAACCAAGUCAUUGCGCAUCAGCUAGGAAGCAUCUUCCAGCCAGCUUAUUCCUCUGACCGUGCCUUUCAGUAUAGCAGAAGUCCCCUAGGGGACCUGAUGGAAGCUCUUGUUCCUCAUCCCGAGUUUAAAAUGUUGGGUCUUCGGAACAUUCCACAGAUGUCUGAAAACUCUCUUGCCUUCAGCACUUUUGCCUGGCCCGGACUCUUGAAACACCUGAGACAGAUGCUGAUUGCUAAUGCCAAAAUGGAAGAAGGCAUUGAUUGGCAGGUGCGGCCACCACUCCUUGGGCUGCCUUCAUCCCAGAAACAGUCCCCAAACAGGACAGCACAUUUCAACACUUCCAUUGCGAACCUGAUUACCCUGCGAGGAAAAGACGUACAGGCUGCAGAUUUAGGAGGUUUCAGAGACCCUGCCUUGUACACCUCAUGGCUAAGUGCUCCGGAGGCCUUGACUACCUGGAAGACUCCGAGAACCUUUAACAAGUAUGAGAAGUCUGCGUCUUUGGUCAGCAACAGCCAGUUUUUACUGAAGCCCAUCGACGGUGUAGUGUCAAAGGCUUGGAAAAUGUUCGCUUCCAAGGCUUAUGUCCAUCGGUACACCAAGUUUGGGAUAGGAGAGGAAGACUUUUUGGACAGUUUCGCCACUCUGGAACAGGUUAUCGCCAGCUACACCAGCCUUUGACCAGUGUGGGACGCGCAUGGAUGGGCUGUGCAGGUCUGAUAGCCCAAAAAGGGAGAAAGAUGGAGGAGGAGCUCGAAAUCCACAUCAGAACCAAUCAAGGAGCAUGUUGAAGGGAAGCUUAGAUGGAAGAGCCUCACGGGCCACUUUUCCAUGAUUGAUGGUACUCUGCCAUACUUGCCACAUAUGUGGGGAAGUUCCAACACGCACAAGGAGUUCCAGGGCCCCAUUCUACACAGAAAGUAGCUCCAUCUGUUUCUUCCUUUUGAAAUUAACUCUGCAUGUUUCAAAAGCUGAAGAGGAUCUAGGAACAGGGAUCCAAGGCAGAAGCAGCUGUCUUAAGGCAUUUAAGCUGCAUUGUCUUAAGCUAUUCAGAUGCCCAUUUGAUCACAGGUAUGCUUUGUUCAGUCCUGAUUUUAUGCAUUUUUAUGUGUAGUAAAUUUAUUUUUCCAGCGA
This is a messenger RNA of Heteronotia binoei (common prickly gecko), 2101 nucleotides long. It is a transcript of the gene TUBD1, whose product is annotated as tubulin delta 1. Gene Ontology annotation, cellular component: cytoplasm; microtubule. Lineage: Eukaryota; Metazoa; Chordata; Lepidosauria; Squamata; Gekkonidae. Bases 287 to 1648 code for a protein of 453 amino acids. Gene Ontology annotation, molecular function: structural constituent of cytoskeleton; GTP binding. Gene Ontology annotation, biological process: mitotic cell cycle; microtubule cytoskeleton organization. The transcript is spliced from 9 exons. The record is from RefSeq and is a predicted model, not a curated record.